Molecule: messenger RNA, 1121 nt
Organism: Pseudopipra pipra
Lineage: Eukaryota; Metazoa; Chordata; Aves; Passeriformes; Pipridae
Gene: SUMF2
Product: sulfatase modifying factor 2
Exons: 9
Coding region: 47-1000 (317 amino acids)
Cellular component (GO): endoplasmic reticulum
Source: RefSeq, a predicted model, not a curated record
GAAGCGCUUCCCGAGCCCGCAGCACCUCCGGGUCGGAUCCCCCGGGAUGGCCGGGACGGCGGGGCCGGUUCUGCUCCUGCUCCUGGUCCUGGUCCUGCUGUGCUGCGGGGCUCAGCGCGCUCCCGGAAAGGAUGAAGGCAUGGUGCAGCUGCCCGGAGGGACGUUCCAGAUGGGAUCCAGCUCCCUGGAGAGGAGGGGCGAGGAGGGGCCCGUCCGGGAGGUGACAGUGAAGCCGUUCGCUGUCGACAAACACCCCGUCACCAACAGGGAUUUCAGGGAGUUUGUUAGAGAAAAGAAAUACAAAACAGAAGCAGAAGCGUUUGGCUGGAGCUUUGUCUUUGAGGAUUUCGUGUCCGAAGAGCUGAAAAAAAAAGUCACCCAAAAACUGGAGUCGGCCCCGUGGUGGCUGCCCAUCGAAAAGGCUUUUUGGCGACAGCCCUCAGGCCCUGGCUCCAGCAUAAAGGACAGGCUGGAUUACCCGGUGCUGCACGUGAGCUGGAACGAUGCACAGGCUUUCUGUGCCUGGAAAGGGAAGAGGCUCCCGACAGAGGAGGAGUGGGAAUUUGCUGCCAGGGGAGGACUGGAGCAAAGGCUGUAUCCCUGGGGAAACAAGUUCCAGCCAAACCGUACAAAUCUGUGGCAGGGCGAUUUCCCGCGGGUGGACACAGCUGAGGACGGUUAUCACGGCGUCUCACCGGUGACAGCGUUCCCCCCUCAGAACAGCUACGGGCUCUACGACCUGCUGGGAAACACCUGGGAGUGGACGGCGUCGGAGUUCCUGGCUCCGGGAAGGCCACCCAGGCAGGGGGCUCAGCACAUGCAGGUCCUGAGAGGGGCCUCGUGGAUCGACACUGCAGAUGGGUCUGCAAACCACAGAGCUCGUGUUACCACCAGAAUGGGGAACACACCAGACUCGGCCUCUGACAACCUCAGCUUCCGCUGCGCUGCCGACAUCCCGCCUGUCACAGCCUGGAAAAGCCGGACCAAACCCGAGCUCUGAGGGGUCACUUGGGAAGACCUGAGGCAUUUUCUCCUGUGGAGAUGAUCAGUAACCCCCAGCUGUCAAUUCCAUUAAACCCUGAUGGUUUUAAAAAAUUAAAAAUAAAUACUUUCAGCUAUAA